GCCCUGUCAGCUACCAGCCGCCAUCACGGCUUCUUGCACUUGGUGACGAUGUAGAAAUUGUAUCAGUUCUGAGGGAGGAGGCCUCGGCCGUGGAGAGUGCUCCACUCCUGCUGAAUCUGCUCCUGUGUGGCUGCUUUCCUUCCAGGCCCCUGUGGGGCUCAGCACUGGCUCCUGGCUGGGCUCAGGGCUCUUUGGUGCCUCCAGGGAGCAAAGGGGCCAGGACUAGGGCCUGUGUAUCACCUGCUGUAGCGUAAAAACCACGACCACAAAAUGGAGAAGGUCGGCGCCGGCCAAGAGGAAGAGAGCAACAACCAGCAGGCCGUGGCCGCGCAGAGCCCAGGAGACUUGCACCACCUGAGCAUCCAGCGCUGCAUCGAGUCCCUGGUGCACGCCUGCCAGUGCCACAACGCCAGCUGCUCGCUGCCGUCCUGCCAGAAGAUGAAGCGGGUCAUGCGACACACCCAGGAUUGCAGGCAGAAGAACAACGGCGGGUGCCCCAUCUGCAAGCAGCUCAUCGCCCUCUGCUGCUACCAUGCCAAGCAGUGCCAGGAGAACAAGUGCCCCAUGCCCUUCUGCUUAAACAUCAAGCAAAAGCUCCGGCGGCAGCAGCUGCUGGAGCGGCUCCAGCGGGCACAGCUGCUCCGGCGCAGGAUGGCCAGCAUGCAGUGGGCCGGAGCAGCGUCCCAGCAGCAGGGCCUGCCCUCCCCGACUGCUGCCGCCCCACAGGCACCCCAGCCCCCCUCGCAGCCUCAGCCCACCCCUCCCAACAGCCAGGUGAUCCCCCCAACUGGCCCUGAGACUGCGCAGCCACCCCUUCCCGGGCCCCCAGCAGCAGGGGUGGAAGUGGCCGUGCAGCCCGGUGGGCAUUUGGAGGCCAGGAUGGGGCCCACGGGCAUGCAGCAGCAGCCGCCAUGGGCCCAAGGAGGAUCACCUCAGGCCCCACCUGUCCAGUCUGGGAUGCCAGGGCCGGCCAUGAUGGCCCAGCAUGGCCAGCCUUUGAACAUGGCUCCCCAGCCGGGACUGGGCCAGGCGGGCGUGAGCCCUCUCAGGCCGGUCACUGUGUCUCAGCAGGCCCUGAGGGAGCUCCUGCGGGUCCUGAGGUCUCCCAGCUCUCCCCUGCAGCAGCAGCAGGUGCUCAGUAUGCUUCACGCCAACCCCAUGCUGUUGUGUGCGUUCAUCAAGAACCGGUCUGCCACGUGUGCCCGCGCUAACGCACAGCCCGUCCCUGGGCAGCCGGGCAUGCCCCAGGGCCAGCCUGGGCAGCAGCCUCUUGCCAGGCCAGGUCAGCAGGAUGUCCGCAACAAUCCCGCCGCGCAGAACGUGAACCCCAUUCAGGCAGGCGCCCCCCAGCAGGCCUGGCGCCGCAGAGGCGGCAGCAGCAGCUGCAGCCGCCGCUGGGCGGGCUAAGCCCCCAGGCGCAGCAGAUGAACAUGAACCACGGCGCCAUGCCUUCGCGGUUCCGAGACGUCCAUUGACUCCAGCGGAUACUCCGGGGGGGUGGGGGGGUGGGGGAGCACUGGGAUGGCCAACUGAAACCCCUUCCAGCAGACCCCUCCCUCCCAGCCCUUCCCUGAGGAUGCAUCCUGAACCUUCUCACCACGUGUCCCCACAGACCAGUUCACCACAUCCCGGACUGGUCGCUGCCCAGGCCAACCCCAUGGAACAAGGGCAUUUUGCCAGCCCGGACCAGAAUUCGAUGCUUUCCCAGCUUGCUAACAAUCCAUGCAUGGCAAACCUCCAUGGUGCGAGUGCUACGGACCUGGGACUCGGCACCGAGAACUCAGACUUGAAUCCAAGCUUCUCACAGAGUACGCUAGACAUACACUAGAGACACGUCAUAGUAUUUGGGGACCAAACAGUUAUUUCUCUUUAACAAGACUGUGUACUGAAAACAAUUUUUGAAUCUUUCUUAUCCUAAGUGACUGUUUCCUUGCAGCAUGUAAGAACUGCAGUAGUUGGGGGCCGGAGCGAUAGCACAGUGGGUAGGGCGUUUGCCUUGCACGCGGCCGACCUGGGUUCUAUCCCCGGCAUCCCAUAUGGUCCCCCAAGCACCGCCAGGAGUAAUUCCUGAGUGCAAAGCCGGAAUAACCCCUGAGCAUCGCUGGGUGUGACCCAAAAAAGCAAAAAAAAAAAAAGAACUGCAGUAGCCUGUUUGUGGUUAAAGCAAACAUGCAAGAUGACCCUGAGGCAUGACGGAAUACAAAGAAUUUAUCUUUGUAUGACUGGUUCCUUUUUUUUCUUUGUGUGUGAUUCAAGUGUGCACUGGGAGAGGCUGAGGUCUGUGGCACCACCUUGCUCCUGUCUUGCACCUCUAAUAUUUUUUUAAUUAAUGAAUAUAUGUCAUAUUAAUAGUUACAUAUCUACUGGUGUGGAUGGUUGACAUUUUUCCCUAUUUCUUCACUUUACGUAAGAAUUAAAAAGAGUUUAUAAAACCAGAAGACAAAGGGGUUAAUGUUACUUAAAAUUACAUUUUAUAUAGGGGCUGGACCGAUAGCACAGUGGGUAUGGCGUUUGCCUUGCACACGGCCGACCUGGGUUCGAUUUCCAGCAUCCCAUAUGAUCUGAGCACUGCCAGGUAAGUAAUUCUUGAGUGCAAAGCCAGGAGUAACCCCUAUGCAUUGCCAGGUGUGACCCAAAAAAGAAAAAAAAAAUUCUCUUUCUCUCUCUCUCUCUCUCUAUACAUAUAUGUAUAUAUACAUAUAUACACACAUACAUAUAUAUGUUAAAAUUUUUUUUCUGGGUGCAAAGAUGUUCAUUUUACAGUUAAAAGAGGGCAAAAAACAGUUCCCUUCCCUUCACAUCAGCUUUUGUGCUCCAGAAAAUUUUCUGUAAGUGUUGAGCAUAAAACUUGUAUAUGUAGAGAGAAUUAUGACUUUUUUUAAAUAUACGGAGGCAGCUGCUAAAUAUAUGUAUUAUAUAUUGUGGCUUUCUGUUUCUUGAAAGAAUUUUUCCGUUAUUUUUAAUUCUAAAAGGAAAAUAUAAGUAGAGGGUAAGAAAUAGUUCAGUGAAACAAUUUUAACGUUCAAAAUGUCCUUGGGGUUUCUUCUUUGCAUGCUUGCAUCUUUCUUACUCUGCCUCCACCCUACAAACACACACAAUCUGUAAAAUGUGAAAAUAGAAAGCAAAAACCGUCAACUAUUGUAAAUCAUGCAAUUAAAGUUGAUUACGUGUAAAUAUGAACAUGAUCAUUGUAGAGAAUGCUAAAUUUGAUUUACCUAUGCUUCAAUAAAAUUUAAUAAACUGUGAGACAGC
Sorex araneus (European shrew) is the source of this 3252-nucleotide messenger RNA. RefSeq names its product histone acetyltransferase p300-like. The record is from RefSeq and is a predicted model, not a curated record. Gene Ontology annotation, molecular function: chromatin DNA binding; histone acetyltransferase activity; transcription coactivator activity. Gene Ontology annotation, biological process: positive regulation of transcription by RNA polymerase II. NCBI's taxonomy places the organism in Eukaryota, Metazoa, Chordata, Mammalia, Eulipotyphla, Soricidae. Gene Ontology annotation, cellular component: histone acetyltransferase complex; nucleus; transcription regulator complex. The transcript has 3 exons. The coding region runs from base 271 to 1407 and encodes 378 amino acids.